GGCCGCCGUGUCUCUCAAAGACCAGAUUGUCGAGGUCACGUGGAAAGCACGCGGCGGCAGUUCGGGUGCUUAUUUGGAUCCGACGGUGUACACGGGGUUGAUGGGGACGGCUUACACCUGCCUCCGGUCGUUUGAGGCCACCGGAAAUCGCCGUGACUUGCUAUUGUGCACCGACAUUGUUGACAGUUGCGCGUCACUCGCCUCCACCAGGCACAUAACAUUUCUGUGUGGUAGAGGAGGGACCUAUGCACUAGGUGCAGUUGCAUGCAAUUACUGUGGGGAUCAGCAGAAGCGAGACUUUUAUUUGAACUGUUUCCUAGAGGUAGCACAGGAGAAGGCCCUUCCUGUUGGUCCUGAAGAUGGAGGAUUCGGAAUGUCCUACGAUCUGCUCUAUGGAAGAGCCGGUUUUUUGUGGGCAGCUCUUUUCAUAAACCGACACUUAGGAUCAGAAGUAGUGCCAAAUGAACUUCUCAUGCCGGUAGUUGAAGCCAUACUAGAAGGCGGAAGGGCAGGGUCAUCUGACAAUUCAAGCUGCCCACUUAUGUACAGAUGGCAUGGCACAAGAUAUUGGGGUGCAGCACAUGGUCUUGCUGGCAUUUUGCAAGUGUUACUGCAUUUCCCACUACGAGAGAAUGGUAUUGAAGAUGUUAAAGGCACUUUAAGAUACAUGAUGAGCAACAGGUUUCCAUACAGUGGCAAUUACCCAGUCAGCGAGGGAAAUCCGAGGGAUAAGCUGGUGCAAUGGUCUCAUGGUGCAACUGGCAUUGCCAUAACUUUGUGCAAAGCAUCUCAGGUAUUUCCAAACGACAGGGAAUUCCGGGACGCAGCAAUAGAAGCCGGGGAAGUAGUGUGGAAGAGAGGGCUGGUGAAGAAGGCGGGAUUGGCGGAUGGUGCUGCUGGGAAUGCGUAUGCAUUCUUGUCUCUCUAUCGGUUAACAGGAGAAAGCAUAUACAAGGAAAGAGCAUGGGCAUUCGCAAGCUUCCUGUAUCACAACGGUGGCAGGGACACCGCUGGGGACAAAGCAGCAGACCACUCCUACUCCCUGUUCCAAGGGUUAGCCGGUAUGGUCUGCUUGUGGUUCGAUUUGCUCACUCCAGAGAAUUCCAGGUUUCCUGGUUUUGAAAUUUAAGCCCACCGAGUAUUGACAUGCUUGUCUCUCUGUAAGAUACUAAAACUGAAAUAUAUAUGGACACUGAGUUAGUUGGAAAUGCACUACUUUGUAAGUGCUACUGAUGUAUAUAGUGUCUUAUUUUCAUUAUCAUGAUUACUCGAACAAUAUUGUGAUGUUUGGCUAUUAUAUUCCCAUCACAAAAUGAAAACGGAAUAUGAUAUUGAAUGGAGGACCAUUAUCUCGUUUGUGCCAUGGAGUAA
This is a messenger RNA of Cuscuta epithymum, 1371 nucleotides long. Lineage: Eukaryota; Viridiplantae; Streptophyta; Magnoliopsida; Solanales; Convolvulaceae. The record is from the annotation of a GenBank genome assembly.